CCAGAAUCCCAUUCCUCCGUACUACAUACAGUAACUACUGCUCCCCUUAUUCUGCCCCCCUUGAAGCGGCGUCUGUUGCCUGCAUCCUCCUAAUCCCAUGGCAGCUGCGGCUCCGCCUGUUGCGGAGCAAGCGACAGUAUCUCGAGCUGCAGAAUGGCCCGAGCUAUCCGCCGUCGAGGGGCUUAGCAGCAAUCUACGUAUCCUGUCAACCGGCCAGAUUGACCUGGCCGGCAAGCUUGUCUCUUGCGGUCAGGCACAUCUCUUCUCCCAUUGGCCGGAGCCUGGAAGCAAUGAUGACGACAAGAGGCGGUUCUUCGCGCAGUUAGCGCGCCUGGACACCAGCUACCCCGGCGGCCUGCCGCGCUACAUCGCCAAUGCGAGGCAGCUCUUAGCGGAGUCGAGGGACGGAGUCAACCCCUUCGAGGGGUUCACCCCCGCCGUGCCCUCUGGCGAGCGCAUUAAGUUCGGCGACCCUUCGUUCGACGAGCUCGAGGCUCGGGGCGUCGAAGAGGCUCGGAAUUCGGCGUUUGUGCUGGUGGCGGGAGGCCUGGGGGAGAGGCUCGGGUACAGCGGCAUCAAGGUUGCGCUCCCAGCAGAGAGCACCACGGGUCGAUGCUUUCUCCAGCUCUACAUCGACAGCAUCCUGGCGCUGCAACACGCGUCCAAUCAGCUCAAGCCAGACGAGCCUCCCCGACACAUCCCCCUGGUGAUUAUGACGUCGGACGACACGCAUGCGCGCACCGAGGCGCUGCUGAGGGAGCACGGCCACUUUGGCAUGCGCGCAGACCAGAUCACUCUGCUCAAACAGGAGAAGGUGGCGUGUGUGUCCGACAACGACGCGCACCUCGCGCUUGACCCCAAGGACCCCUACCUCGUCCAGACCAAGCCGCACGGCCAUGGGGACGUGCACAUGCUGCUGCACCACAGCGGCCUGCUGCCCAUGUGGAGGGCAGCAGGAGUGGAGUGGGUGCUCUUCUUCCAAGACACCAACGGGCUGCUCUUCAAGGUGGUGCCGUGCUCGCUGGGCGUGAGCGCGCUGAGAGCCCUGGACGUGAACUCGCUGGCAGUGCCGCGCAAGGCCAAGGAGGCCAUCGGGGGGAUCGCCAGACUCACACACACAGAUGGGCGCAGCAUGGUGGUGAAUGUGGAGUACAACCAGCUCGACCCCUUGCUGAGGGCGUGCGGGCAUGAUGAUGGCGACGCCAAUGACCCUCACACCGCCUUCUCACCCUUCCCUGGGAAUAUCAACCAGCUCGUGCUGCGCCUGGGCCCCUACAUAGAGGAACUCGCUAAGACACAUGGAGUCAUCGGGGAGUUUGUGAACCCCAAGUAUGCGGACAGCACGCGCACGUGCUUCAAGGCGUCCACGCGGCUGGAGUGCAUGAUGCAGGACUUCCCCAAGGCCAUCUCGCCCUCGCGCUCCGUUGGCUUCACGGAAGCUGAUGUGUGGCUUGCCUAUUCGCCCGUGAAGAACAACCUCCGGGAUGCAGUCGCCAAGGUGGCAGCAGGCACGCCACCUCACAGCGCCACGUCAGCAGAGCUCCACCUGUACCGCGCCAACUGCCUCAUCCUCAGACACCUAGGCGUCCACGUGGCGGGCCCUAAAGCAGCUGUGAUCGCGGGGCAGGAGGUGGAGAUAUGGCCACGUGUCGUGUGGUCCCCCCUGUGGGCUCCCACCCUCUCGGCCCUGCGCUCGCGAUUCCCCCAUCCUGAGAGUGUGCGGAUUUCAGAGGACUCCACUCUAGUUGUCGAGGUCGAGGGAGGGUCGGGUGUGGGAUGGAGAGAGGGAGAGGAGGCGGAGAGGGAGGCUGAAGAAAGGAGGACAGAAGGCGAGGCAGAAGGGGAGGAGGAGAGGGGGGAGAGGGAGGGGGAAGGGCAGAAGGGUGUAGGUCAGGUGGAGGUGAAUGGGUUGCAGCUGGAGGGAGCGCUGUGGGUGAGGGCAGGGAGGGGGGCACGGGUGGUGCUGGAUGGGCUCCACGUGGCAAACCGUGGUUGGCCGAUCGUUGAAGUGGACAGUGAGGAUGCCGGGAUCCCUGAGUGGGUGAGAAUCCGAGGGUUUGAGAUAGAGAGGAGGGAGUGCAGGCGCAUGGAGGAGAGCCAAGGGGAGCACGUUGUGAGAGAAUGAGGGAGGUAGGACGGGAGCAUACGCCAUCCCUGCUUGUGGCCGUGUUUCAUUCUGUCGAAAGAGAUACGCCUCAUGCUAGUGAACCAGACGCAGAUGACUGCAGCUAGGAAAGACACGCCACGGUCUGCACAUGAAUACAUUACAUAGGACUCU
Molecule: messenger RNA, 2278 nt
Organism: Closterium sp. NIES-67
Lineage: Eukaryota; Viridiplantae; Streptophyta; Zygnematophyceae; Desmidiales; Closteriaceae
Source: the annotation of a GenBank genome assembly